AUGUCAACUGAUUCAAUUUGUUUGUGCGGUAAAAAAAGAAUGGGUUUAAAUCUAACAAAUUGGAAUCGUCAUCAAUCGUCAUGUGCAGUGACCAAAUUAAAAGCUAAAAAAAUUUGUUCGGAUGUCACAAGUUUUUUUCGUAACCAUGAAUCUAUGCCGCAGAGUAAAAAUCCAUUCAAAAAAGUUAAACAACAAGAGUGUGAAAUAUUUGCAGAUCCAAAAUCUUGUACAAAAGAACAAAAUGUAAACAGUGAUUCAACGUUUAAUAUUGAGACUUCCUCUAUUGAAUCCCUCUCUUUAGACUUGAGCAGUUGUGAUCCAAUUAUAUUUGUUAAGAAAAAGUUAUCACUGGUCGAAAAGUUGGCAAUAAUUUCUAAAGGCCCCUUCCAGCCUAAAAAGAAUGAACUACCGGGAAACAAUUUUCCUCAAAAAUAUGGUCAUCGCUUUACCGAAGAUUAUUACUGGAGGAAACUUACUGGUGAUGAUCGUAACUCUGUAGCCAUUUUACCAUCGUUGGAGGAAAAAAAAAGAGAAGAAGUGGCCAUAAACAGAGACGUGGUGAAUACAUUGGUAGAAAUUACAAAGUUUCUCGGGAAACAUUCUCUUUCAUUUAGAGGUCACCGUGAGAAUUGGUCUGAGGCUAAUAAAGGCAAUUUUAAAGAUUUAGCAGAACUAAUUAGCAAAUGGUCACCUUCGUUGGCUAUACAUAUUGAAAAAAUAAAAAACAAAGGAAGAAAAGAAGUGAACUUUUUGUCUUGGGAGAGACAAAAUCAGCUUAUCGAUUCUGUGGCUUCGUGUAUCAAAUUAGUUAUCAUUAAACAGUUAAAAGAGUCUCGAUAUUUUAGUGUUUCUAUUGAUACUACUUUUGAUAUUUCUAAAAAAGAGCAAUUGGCAUUUAUUAUUCGCUAUGUUAAUUUUGAAAAAACGAUACCAGUAAUUAACGAACGUCUUUUAGCUUUGAAAGAAUCAUCUAUAACAUCUGGAAUAAAUCUUUUAACUAUUUUCCAAGAAAUCUGUGCUGAAAAUGGACUGAAUUGGAGACGGUUUUUAGUAGGACAAAGUUAUGAUGGUGCAGCCAACAUGCGUGGAGAAUAUGCUGGCCUUCAAGCACUUGUGUGUGCAAAAAAUCCUGCUGCUACAUACACUUGGUGUUAUGCUCAUCGUUUGAGCUUAAUAGUUGUUCAAGGAUCUAGCAGUUCGCAAAAUGCUGUUGACUUAUUCGGCAAUUUAGAAUCUUUAUACGCGUUUAUUACAAGUAGCAAAAAAAGAGUUUCUUGGUUUGAUAAUGCACAGAAAACACAUUAUCCAAAACAACGAGUCCAUCGACUAAAACGUGUUGAGACAACACGUUGGUUUUCACUUUCAUCUGCAUUAAAUACAGUAAUUAUAACACUUAAUGCUUUGAUAGAUACCUUAAUAAAAAUACAGCAAGAUGAAGGAUGCGUAGAUUUUAAAAGUGGAGCAAAAGCAACUGGUUUAAUUGAAUAUUUUCUUUCUGAACGAUUUAUUCUUACUGCCUUUUUAUAUAUUGAUAUUUUCUAUAUGGAGUUCUCACCUUUGCCCAUUCAUCGUCCAAGAAAAAAAAAACGAUUGCCAAGUGAACAAAUAGAAGAUAACCCUAUUACUGAUCCUAAAUAUGAAUUUAAAAUUAAAACAUACUUUGUUGCUUUAGACACAAUUAUCACUGCUAUUAAUGACAGAUUUACUUCUAAAUCUCAAAAUUUACUAAAAGAUAUUUCUCUCUUUUCUACUAAACGUUUAAAUGAAAUAAAAUGUAAAAACUCUGCUUUACCGAAGGAUGCUUUUAAUUCAUUUUGUGAUGUAUACUCAAAGUUUGUACAACUCGAUGAGUUAAAAAAAGAGUAUGUGCAAUUUGCCAAUUAUUUCUCUGAAUUUUCUAACAUCAUGAAGUUACCCAAAAGUAUUCACAAUGAUUAUAGUGUGGAAGUUUGUGAUGAAGAUAAUUUGUCGGAUAUUGAUUUAUUGAAAUUAUGCCAUAUGUCUGGAUUAAAAGAAGUGUUUCCAACUCUUUAUACUGCACUUCAUAUUGCGACCACAUUGCCUGUUACAAAUAGUGAAAACAUAUUGGACAGGCAAAUAUUAAGCAAUAACUUAAAAAGAAAAGCUCAGGAAAAUCUUGAACGUCCAACAAAAUUAAUUUGCCAAGAGUUACUAGUCAAUGGUGAUAUUGAAGAGCUUACAACGCAUGAUGUUUUUACAGUAAGACAAAAUAUUCACGCUAGUCGAUCAAUUUUUUUCCUACUGCCCAAUAAGAACAGUGCUACUUAUAUACAAGCAUUUCGAUUUAUAGAGCAUCAUAUGAGGCCUGAAAUUAUUUUUGCUGAUUUUGAAAAGGCUAUUCACCUGGCAGUAUCUGAAGUUUGGUCACAGUCUAAAUUAAGAGGAUGUAGAUUCUGCUUAGGAUAG
Molecule: messenger RNA, 2427 nt
Organism: Myzus persicae (green peach aphid)
Lineage: Eukaryota; Metazoa; Arthropoda; Insecta; Hemiptera; Aphididae
Product: zinc finger MYM-type protein 1-like
Exons: 8
Coding region: 1-2427 (808 amino acids)
Source: RefSeq, a predicted model, not a curated record